Molecule: messenger RNA, 1018 nt
Organism: Mus musculus (house mouse)
Lineage: Eukaryota; Metazoa; Chordata; Mammalia; Rodentia; Muridae
Gene: Dkkl1
Product: dickkopf-like 1
Exons: 4
Coding region: 402-953 (183 amino acids)
Cellular component (GO): extracellular region; acrosomal vesicle
Source: RefSeq, a predicted model, not a curated record
CUUUGAUGAGUCAUAGCCAAAGAGGAAAAUCUUUCUUAAAAGACGUUGUUGCCGAAAAGAAGGGUGGCUCUCAGGCACCAGGUAAAAUAAAUGCCUGUUUUAUGAGUAAGGUCACCAGGUGUAGACGUGGCCAUCCACGAGGAGUAUGGCUUAAGAGGUGUGGUCAGUCAACAAUACAGAUGUGGAUAUGCCAGAGACCCGAUGGUGGAGUAGUGAGGAUCCUAGGCGACCGUGUGUGGAGGGCGUGGUGAGACAAUUAGGGCGUGGCCAGUCUCGCGGAGCCCUGACACCCAACGAACGCUCCAGUAAUUUGCCCAGGCUCGAGACCAGAACUGGAUAUUAACUGUCCGUAUCCGGCGGUGUCCGGAGCCGGGUGACCGGGUGUCCAGCAGAAGGCGCGAAUGAAGGCAAAGAAUGACCUGCUACGAGACCUGGACAACUUCUUCUCCUCCCCCAUGGACUUCCGAGACCUUCCUAGGAACUUCCAUCAGGAAGAGAACCAGGAGCACAGAAUGGGCAACCAUACCCUCUCCAGCCACCUACAGAUAGACAAGGUGACUGACAACCAGACAGGGGAGGUGCUCAUCUCGGAGAAAGUCGAGGCCUCCAUUGAGCCAGAACGGAACCCGGAAGGGGACUGGAAGGUUCCCAAAGUAGAAGCAAAAGAGCCCCCGGUGCCUGUGCAGAAGGUCACCGACAGCUUGCACCCAGAGCCCCGGCAGGUGGCUUUCUGGAUCAUGAAGAUGCCAAGGCGGAGGACCCAGCCCGAUGUCCAGGAUGGAGGCCGCUGGCUCAUAGAAAAGCGACAUCGCAUGCAGGCCAUCCGGGAUGGGCUCCGUGGAGGCGCCCGUGAGGACAGCCUGGAGGAUGGGGUCCAUAUCCCCCAACACGCCAAGCUGCCUGUCAGAAAGACACACUUUCUCUACAUCCUCAGGCCAUCCCAACAGCUGUAAGUGGGGACCAGAUGUCCCACACCCUACCCCAACACCAUAUGGAAAUAAAGGUUUUCUUACAUCUA